Messenger RNA from Lolium rigidum, 598 nucleotides. RefSeq lists its product as uncharacterized. The record is from RefSeq and is a predicted model, not a curated record. The coding region runs from base 15 to 374 and encodes 119 amino acids. NCBI's taxonomy places the organism in Eukaryota, Viridiplantae, Streptophyta, Magnoliopsida, Poales, Poaceae. The transcript is spliced from 2 exons.
CAUACACGGCCGAGAUGUUUGCGACGGCGGCUCGGUGGGCGGCGAAGAAGGGGAAGCCCAAGAUGGCGCCGAUCGAGCUCACGACGCCGCCGGAGCAGGCGCAGUCCAUCACUCGCACCAUCUUCGACGUCGUCAGGGAGCACGGCCCGCUCACCAUCUCCGACGUCUGGGAGCACGUCAAGGACGUAGGGCUGAGGGGUUUGGAAAGCAAGAGGCAGAUGAAGAUCAUGCUGCGGUGGAUGAGGGAGAAGCAGAAGCUCAGGCUCAUCUGCGACCAUGAAGGGCCUCACAAGCAGUUCCUGUACACGACGUGGUUCACCAACCCCAAGAACGCGCCGCCGCAGAGGCCCAAGAGGGAGCUGCCCAAGCCAUGAUGAGCGCAUUCACCAUUCUCCGGUUCCAGUGCCGCAACAAUGGUCCGCAAGAUUACAAAUGGAUGCUAGGGAAAUUAAGCUUGUUGUCGUUUUAUCAAUCUUUGAGUAGCUUGGCUUCUUCAGGUCCCCAUCAAGUCCGGGAAACAAUAGGUAGAUGCGCUCUUUAUGCAUUGCCUGUUUAACCUUGCUCAGCAAAUAUCUACCUCUAGGCUUUUUCACCGGCA